AUGCGCUUCUCGUCACUUGCGGUUGCUGUGCUGGGGUUUGUGAUUCCCGCGCAGGGCCAGGAACUACCGUUGAAGAGUGACAGCCGCUGGAUUCUGGACAACUCAGGCCAGCGCGUGAAGCUGCGAUGUAUCAACUGGGCGGGACAUGGGGAGACCAACAUCCCUGAGGGCUUGCACAAGCAGUCCAUCAACUACAUUGCCGACUUCAUCAAGGACCAGGGCUUCAACUGCGUCAGACUGACGUACUCGAUCGACCAUGCUUUGAACCCGGAAACUACAGUCAGGGGCUCAUUCACUGCGGCGGCGGGUGCGUCAGGUCUGCCAGUCGAGACGUUGGAUGGCCUCUAUCAGCAAGUCACGGAUAAGAACUCGUUCAUUGGCAAUGCGACGACGCAGGACGUCUUCGGAGCUGUGAUCAAGGCGCUGUGGGAUAGGCAGGUCAUGACGAUCCUGGAUAACCAUGUCAGCAAGGCGAGCUGGUGCUGCAACUUAACCGACGGCAACGGAUGGUGGGACGAAGCCUUCGGUUACAAUGACGCCAACAGCCGUUUCUUCAAGACAAACGAAUGGCUCGAUGGCCUCUCCGCCAUGGCAACCUGGUCCAAAACCCAACCAGGAGUUGUGGGCAUGUCGCUGCGCAACGAAAUGCGGCCCUUCCUACUACAGGACCUCAACGGCCACGCCGACUGGUACAACUUCGUCAACCAGGGCGGUAAGCGCGUGCACGCGGCCAAUCCGGAAGUGCUCGUCGUCGUAGGCGGCUCCCAGUCCGCCACCGACCUGUCCUUCAUCAAGACCAAGAACGUUGACUACUCCGCGUGGGCCGGAAAGCACGUCUGGGAGAUGCAUGCUUACUCUUUUACGGUGACGUUUCCGGACCCGUUUGACAGCUGCGAUAUGGUGCAGGGUGAGUAUGGUCUGCUUGAUGGGUUUGUGCUCGAGCAGGGCAAGGGAUACACGGGGCCGCUGAUUGUUUCGGAGUUUGGGGUCGGCAUGUCAGGUGGGCCCAACGAUGGGCUGAGUGAUGGUGAUAAGAGUUAUUUCGACUGCAUUAAAGAGUGGAUGAAGGGGAAUGAUGCCGACUGGGCGUUGUGGGCGCUACAGGGAACUUAUUAUAUUCGAGAGGGCAAAGCCGAGUAUGAGGAGACGUGGGGGCUGAUGGACAAGGAGUGGAAGACGGUGAGGAAUGAUAAGUUCCCUGGUAUGAUGGCGGAGCUGUUUGAGGUUACGCAGGGUCCGUAG
Pseudomassariella vexata is the source of this 1242-nucleotide messenger RNA. RefSeq names its product glycoside hydrolase family 5 protein. The transcript is spliced from 2 exons. The coding region runs from base 1 to 1242 and encodes 413 amino acids. NCBI's taxonomy places the organism in Eukaryota, Fungi, Ascomycota, Sordariomycetes, Amphisphaeriales, Pseudomassariaceae. The record is from RefSeq and is a predicted model, not a curated record. Gene Ontology annotation, molecular function: hydrolase activity, hydrolyzing O-glycosyl compounds.